UUCAUGCAGCAAAGACUGAAGUUCCACGCGUUGCAUCAGAGCAGACAGGAACCGACCCGAUUUGAGCGCCGCCUCUUUAAUCUGGAGACGCACAGCAGUUUCAGACUUUGAUUCCUUAAACACCAAGAAGCAGCUCCAGGACUGAUCUUCUUCUGAAGUUUCUCCAAAUAUCAGAGACCUUGAAGGAAGCGACUGAAGCAAAGAGCUUGAAAAAGGUCAAAGAUGGAAAGUGCUGCUCUGCUGUCAGUCCUGGUCCUGGUUCCACAGCUGGUGGGCGGUCUUCCUGGGGUUCCUCCUGUGGACUGCAGUGAUAUCUACGACCAGGACAACAGCAGAGCCAGUGGAGUUCACACCGUCUAUCCCAUAGAAGACACAUAUGGGGUCCAGGUGUACUGCGACAUGGAUUCCCUCGGAGGACAGUGGAUGGUCUUCCAGAGGAGGAUGGACGGUUCUCUGAACUUCCACAGACCCUGGGAUUAUUACAGGACGGGCUUUGGUUCUGCUGAUGGAGAGAUCUGGUUGGGUCUGGAGAAUCUCUUCCAGCUCUGUUUGAGGAAAAAAUAUGAGCUGCUGGUCGACAUGGAGGACUUUGAAGGAAACAAGGCGUACGCUCGCUACUCCUCCUUCUCCAUUGGUCCAGAGGAUGAAGGAUACAAACUGGAGGUGACGGGAUUCACUGAUGGAGGAGCAGGAGACUCUCUGAGCUACCACAGUGGAAUGAAGUUCUCCACCUUUGACAAAGACCAG
This is a messenger RNA of Oryzias latipes (Japanese medaka), 747 nucleotides long. RefSeq names its product microfibril-associated glycoprotein 4. The record is from RefSeq and is a predicted model, not a curated record. Gene Ontology annotation, biological process: elastic fiber assembly. Lineage: Eukaryota; Metazoa; Chordata; Actinopteri; Beloniformes; Adrianichthyidae.